AUGCCCUCUCCCCGGUACUCUGCUGGUACGCUUUUCAAGCUCGUCCUACUUGUUACUUGGACUUGCUUGGAAGACACGCCGUUUUCUAUGAAAAACACACUCUUUGCCCGCUUCUUUUCCAGUUUGGACGUCCUCGAAUCCACCGCUCUGCUCGCCUCUUUGUCCUUUGCCCCCGGCCUUUUUUCCGUUCUUCAGGCUGCCACUCCUCCUGCGAUCCAGUUCUUCCAGAGUCUCCCCGUCGGUCCCAAGAACUGCUGGGGCAUUUACGCCCUCGUCCUAGAGAAGCCUGGUAGUCGGCCUGGCCUCUAUAUCGGAUCCGGAACUAGUACCGGAACCCCGACAGCGGGCGGAGUGGCCUUACGCUUCAAGCAGUACGAUGACGGAUUCCUUAUUCCUAAAUGGAUCAAGGUCGCCCUAAAAGACGGCUAUACCAUUACACACAAGGGUCUUCUUUGCUGGAUCCCUCGCCCCGGAGCUUCUGAUGUCCCCGUCUUCCGUCUUCUUUUCAUUGCUCUAGAAGCUACCUUUACCUACAUCUUCUGGGCACUCAAGGCGCGCCACGGAGGCUAUGGAGACUUCGGAUACGAUGGACUUUGCAGCCACGCCGCCCUGAACGAAGGAGUCCCUGGCCAGUUCGACUUGAGUCCUGAGGAACUCGAAACUCUCGCCAAGGAGCGAGAAGAGAAGCGGCUUAUCCUGAAAGCUCAGAACAAUUCCAGCUGGCACUAUAAACAAAUGGCCGAGAACUAUGACGAGUACAUCACCGCGGCCAAUGUCCGAGUGGCCAAAUCCCGCGCCAAUAAUCCUGGCCGGAACAAAAAGUAUCAGGAGACCAAGAUCAAGGAGGCGCUGGAAGAGCAGCGUUUCCAUUGCGAGUUGUGCGGUCUGUUCUUCGGAACCAAGCAGCGUCUCCGGAACCACGAGAAUACCCCUAAACAUCGCCGCAAGUCGAAGCAGAACGACAGCCCCUUUGUUUGCAAGCCUUGCGAUCUUGCCUAUCACAACCAGAGUAAUCUCACUCGUCACGAGAAGUCUGCCCGUCAUCAGCAGAACGUCUUGCUGUAUAAGGAGAAGCACUAG
This is a messenger RNA of Colletotrichum spaethianum, 1080 nucleotides long. RefSeq lists its product as uncharacterized. Gene Ontology annotation, molecular function: zinc ion binding; nucleic acid binding. NCBI's taxonomy places the organism in Eukaryota, Fungi, Ascomycota, Sordariomycetes, Glomerellales, Glomerellaceae. The coding region runs from base 1 to 1080 and encodes 359 amino acids. The record is from RefSeq and is a predicted model, not a curated record. The transcript has 2 exons.